Messenger RNA from Venturia canescens, 1882 nucleotides. RefSeq lists its product as uncharacterized. Lineage: Eukaryota; Metazoa; Arthropoda; Insecta; Hymenoptera; Ichneumonidae. The transcript is spliced from 4 exons. The coding region runs from base 1319 to 1822 and encodes 167 amino acids. The record is from RefSeq and is a predicted model, not a curated record.
UGUGUAUAUAUGAAUAUAUGAGAGUAUAUAUAACAGAUAUAUGUAUAUAUUACCACAAAAACGGAGGCGGUGUUUGACCUCGAAAAAUAAUUAUGAAAAUACAAUUUUUUUAUCCAAUCAUAUAGUGAUUGAGACGGUGAGAGGUGGGGGAAAAUAUAUAAAUCGGAAUUUUUUUCCGAUCUGCUAUCAUUAUUUCAAGUGUCUAUAAACCUGAAGCAUCGAAGAAAUGGAGUAUACCGGAACAAUGACGGAGGUGCAACGUGUUUCAUCAUCGUCAUCUCAACUCGUGAUGGGAGUUGUUUACGGAAUGAAUAAUUCAUUCGGAAAAAUAAUUGCAUCGGGUUUUGAGCUUUCUCCUAAAACCGGAAUUCUUACGCCAACCAUCAAAUUAUUGACAAAUUCUUUCAUCGGAGUAACUCUCAAUAUCGAGGGAUGGCAAAGUUUUAAAUCGGACUACGAUCGAAUUUCGCAUUAUUUUGGAGGGCCACGCUGGGACGCUGAAAGAAUGCUUGGAACAAAAAUCGUUCAUGGAUCGCAUUGCACUGUUUUUACCUCCUGCUUUCAACAAUCAGCAGUCUGCUUCAGCAACACUAGUAUGCCAGCAAUUGGAGAGGUUCCCACCGGAGUUCGACAGUGCAAUAUUAUCCUACAGGGAUCGACCUUCAAGAAGUUGAAAGAAGUCAGCAAGUGCAUCGACGCUCAUGUACAAAAACUUGAGCGUGAGAGUGCAGCAGUAAAUAUGUGUGUGACCAUCAUAAUCUCCACCACCCAUGAUCUCCACAUUGCAAGCGGCGGGCAGCAGGAUGUAAUGCGAAUCCUAGAGACAGAAGACUACUUGGGAAAAAUAAUGAAAGAAACUCGGGAAAAAAUGGAUGAACAAUACCCUGAUUUCGUUCGAAAUUCGAUGGAAGCAGUGAUUUCUGAAAUCACAACACUGUUCCGAUUUGAAAUUUGUCAACUCGUAACAGUCUACGACGGAAAAUCUCUUUAAAUUUCUUGGAAAUAAUUUUUAGUUGUAAGAUUUCAUCAAUAAGCGGCUGAAAAUAAAAAUACUAGCAUAACUUUACAUAUAAAUUUUUUCAUCGUUACGCGUAUAAACGGGUAAAUCUCUUCAAGUAAAAACUCAAGUAAAAAAAAGAUAGCAGCACGAACCCGAAUCCUGGUGUCAGCGUGGGACUGAAGCUAAGACAUGAAAUCGAAGAUUCAGCAGAAAAAAGGAGUGGGGAAAAACCAUCCAUCCCGAUGAGACUGACGAUCUAGAGCUCAUUAACAAUUCUGCUUCCAAAGUGCACGAGUAGAGUGAAAAAAACUUCAAAAAAUGACUCUGUACUACGAGGAUUAUGUGUCACCAUCGGACCCUUUACCUCAUGUGGAAUUGAGGGUUUAUGUGACGGAUGGUGUAAGGCGGGUGGAAUUGGUGUAUGACGACACCAUCCACGAUCAUUACCAGCAUCAUCAGCGAGAUUGGACGAGGGUGCAGCAAUAUCGUCGGGGGGCAACGGAGAUCGAGCGUCGGGAGAACGCCGCACGUUCUCGAGCCCUGAAGAAAAGAAGGGAAGCAAAAAAGCUCCUCAAGCGAAAAGCUGAACCGUCCUCGUGGAUCGACGUGACGUUUCCAAAAAGAAAUAGAAGUGAUAUGGACCUCGUGGAACGGGAGGAAAAAAAGAAAUUGAAAUGGAGGCUUAUACCCUUCGAUUUCGAAUCUCCACGCCCUCCAAAUAUACGACGAUUAGAGAAUGAGUUGAAGAGAGUGGCUAUUCUGGAAAGCGAUGAAGAAGCAGAAGAAGAAGACCCGAGAAAGAAGAAGAAGCGGAACGAAUAAAAAUAAUUUCCAAUCGAAUUAAAAUCAAUAAAAUUCCUGUAAUAUUUAAAUUCAGCUGCA